UCAGCAGCAAGACACCAUGGAGGUUACAGCUUUCUGCAUCCCACUCUUGAUGAAUGCGUUGAUGUUGCUGGUUGCCCAUAUUCAGCAUGGUUAUCCUCAGACACCUGUUUCAGAUGCAGCUUUUCGUAUCGUUCCAACCAGACUGCAGCUCUUUGAAUACGAGUCUGUCCAUUUUACCUGUGAGGGGUUUAAUGUCUCAGCUGGGUGCAGAGUGAGAACCAUCAAGGAAUUCAUUCCAAAAUGUUCAAAUGACACAGUAACGUCAACAGUGACCUGCACCAUUGACUUUGCCUUUCAAUCAGACAGCGGAGAAUACUGGUGUGAAGCUGGAGGAGGAAAGAGAAGCAACACUGUCAACAUCACUGUCACCGCUGGUUCUGUGAUUCUGGAGAGUCCCGCUCUUCCUGUGAUGGAGGGAGAUGCUGUGACUCUGAGCUGUAGAACCAAGUUGACUUCCUUCUCCAGUCUCAGCACCAAUUUCUAUAAAGAUGGCCGCCUCAUCGGGAGCAGUCCUACAGGAAACCUGACCAUUGAAAGUGUUUUCAAGUCUCAUGACGGCCGCUACAAGUGCAACAUCCCCGGAGCUGGAGAAUCACCAGAGAGUCAGCUGGCAGUCAGAGGUGCUGAUGUGAUCAUGGAGAGUCCUGCUCUUCCUGUGACUGAGAGAGAAGCUGUGACUCUGCGCUGUCGAACGAAGGAAGCUCCCUCUUACCUCCCAGCUGAUUUCUAUAAAGAUGGCCUUAUCAUCAGGAGCAGCUCUACAGGAGAGAUGACCAUCCAGAGUGUUUCCAAGUCUGAUGAAGGACUCUACAAGUGCAGAAUCUCUGGAGCUGGAGAAUCACCAGAGAGGAGGCUGACUGUCAGAGGUGCUGAUGUGAUCAUGGAGAGUCCUGCUCUUCCUGUGACUGAGAGAGAAGCUGUGACUCUGCGCUGUCGAACGAAGGAAGCUCCCUAUGACCUCCCAGCUGAUUUCUAUAAAGAUGGCCUUAUCAUCAGGAGCAGCUCUACAGGAGAGAUGACCAUCCAGAGUGUUUCCAAGUCUGAUGAAGGACUCUACAAGUGCAGAAUCUCUGGAGCUGGAGAAUCACCAGAGAGGGGGCUGACUGUCAGAAGUGCUGAUAUGAUCAUGGAGAGUCCUGCUCUUCCUGUGACUGAGAGAGAAGCUGUGACUCUGCGCUGUCGAACGAAGGAAGCUCCCUCUGACCUCCCAGCUGAUUUCUAUAAAGAUGGCCUUAUCAUCAGGAGCAGCUCUACAGGAGAGAUGACCAUCCAGAGUGUUUCCAAGUCUGAUGAAGGACUCUACAAGUGCAGAAUCUCUGGAGCUGGAGAAUCAGCAGAGAGCUGGCUGGCAGUCAGAGCACCUCACAGAGAGACCUGUCCCUCCUCGGAUCACUUCAUUUAUGUCCUCCUCAUCUUAAGGACUGUGUUCACCAUAGUGAUGGUGGCUCUGCUGCUGCUGCUGGUGGGACUGCUGCACUCUGGGAAACUCAGAGUCAAACAUGAAUAACUGAUAGUCAUGUGUAAAGGUAAACGGUAGUUUGGACGUCAAGGUAAUGGAGCUGAGAACAUCCCAUCCUCUGAGUCUAGGAAAUCCACCAACUCAGGAAAGAUGCACUUUAAAAAGCAUCACCAAGAUUUCUUUUACAUUUAAUUUCCAUCUGUUUUUAUUUUGACCUUUGUUUAAGUUGGGUUUAAGGUGUCAAACUCUCUUGUUUACAUGUUCAUAUUUGCAGAGACUUUCUCACACAGAAAAGGUUACAAACCUCAGAGGGACCUGAUGCAUGGAGUAUUUUUAAAAGGCAGGCUGUCAGUAUAUCUCAGUAUAUGUUGGUCUGUGUUUUAUUUUGGACUGUACAUAUGCUGCUGAUAAUUUGAGAUCCUCAGACACAAACCACAUGAGAAUCUGUAUGUCUGUAGAAGAGGCAUUCAGGAGUCUCUGUAGAAACAACAAACAGCAGUGUAAAAGGUAAACUGUGUCUUGUAUAAUGGGAAGUAUAAGGACAGAAUAGAGUCAGUCUAAAUAUUUGCAUUUGCUCCUGUUAAACCAUCGGCUGUGUUACUGCAUGACCUGCCUUUUUGUUUAGUCUUUUGUUUAGUUCUCCCAGUUGUUGGUUCAGCAGGAGGGAAAUUGAGGGAGGAUGAGAGAAGAGAGAGUUACAAAAUAAUGUUACAUUAAAACCGAUUGUGUUUAUACAUUUUUGUAUGUGAUUUCUUCAUCUGAAAACAAGAGAAAUGGAUUCUGGGGUAAACAGCAGGUCAUUAAACUUCAAUAUUCAAUGGAAAAUAAGCUCAGAAUGAAAUAGCACAAUGUGGUGUCAACACAAAACACAACGCUUUCAAACUGGAGAACGGAGUUCACUUCACGACUAAAAGAAAAUACUUUCACCCAGGAAACGCUUGUUCAUUCCUCGGGUGUGUUUUAAUCAAAUCUAAUCCUAACCCUAACCCUCCUCUCUGUGGGCUGGUCAAAAGACUGAAGUAGGUGAAUGGCC
Messenger RNA from Perca fluviatilis (European perch), 2492 nucleotides. RefSeq names its product sialoadhesin-like. Gene Ontology annotation, molecular function: transmembrane signaling receptor activity. Gene Ontology annotation, biological process: cell surface receptor signaling pathway. Lineage: Eukaryota; Metazoa; Chordata; Actinopteri; Perciformes; Percidae. The transcript has 8 exons. The record is from RefSeq and is a predicted model, not a curated record. The coding region runs from base 17 to 1507 and encodes 496 amino acids.